AUGGAGGAGAGGAGCGAGGAGUCGUCCGUUUUCUCUGUGAGGGUCUUCACUCUGCAGGAGGAGACAAGGCGAGAGGAGGAGGACAUGGAGACUCAUGAGGAGGAGGUGAUCGGGGGGCGGCAGGUCAGAGUGUGCAGACAGCGAGGAGAGGAGGAGCUCACUCUUCUCCUCACAUCAGGACCAGAGGCUCAGCAGCUUGUUGUGCAAGAUGAUUUGAAGAAGUUCCAGCAGUUAAUGAAGAACCGGGAUGAUGAAGAGACGAAGAAAAGACGUGCAGAGAGAGAGGAAGGAGGAAACGAGGAUGCAGAAAGGAGUCUUAUACGUACCUCCUAUCAGGGAUACCAGUUCCACAGCUGCUUUUCCCAGCAGCAGAGCCUCCUGCAGGACUACCCGAGGAUCGCCACCUACCACAGAGCAAUUUUAGACAACGAGACAGACUUCAGAGACAAGGUGGUUCUGGAUGUGCGUUGUGGUUCUGGUAUCCUGUCUUUCUUUGCAGUCCAGGCUGGAGCGAGCAGAGUGUAUGCUGUAGAGUCCACACCUCUGGCCAAGUUCACACAGAUCCUGGUCCAGAGUAACGGUCUGUCUGAGCGGAUCAGAGUCCUGGAGGGGGAGGUGGACGAGGUCAUCUGUCCUGAGAAGGUGGACCUCAUCAUCUCUGAGCCGAUGGGACACAUGCUGCUGGGGGACAGACUCUUAGACGGCUUCAUACGGGCCAGAAAGUGGCUGAAACCAAACGGUCUGAUGUUUCCCUCCUGUGCUGAUAUUCAUCUGGCUCCCUUCACCGACGAGCAGCUCUACUUUGAACACCACGCACGAGCUGCUUUCUGGCAGCAGAGAAGUUUCUAUGGGGUCAACCUGAGCGCUCUGCACAGCCCUGCAGUGGACGAGUUCUUCAGGCAGCCUAUAGUGGACGCGUUUGAUGUGCACGUCCUGAUGGCCCGAUCCGUCAAACACAGCAUCAACUUCUCGGAGGUUAAAGAGGAAGAUUUUCACAGAGUGGAGAUUCCCUUCGUGUUCACUGCGCUGCAGUCGGGUCUCGUUCAUGGGCUCGCCUUCUGGUUCGACGUGGCUUAUCUGGGCUCCAAGUCCACAGUUUGGCUCUCCACGUCUCCCUCGGAGCCGCUCACUCGCUGGUCUCAGGUCAGAUGUUUGCUGCAGACGCCGCUCUUCGUGAAGCUUGGACAAACUCUGUCAGGGUCGGCGCUGAUGAUCGCUAACAGCAGGCAGAGUUAUGACAUCACCAUCACAGCGACGGUCGACCAAUCAGGCUUCAGAUCUGGAAACAUCCUGGACCUCAAGAAUCCUUUCUUCAGGUGUUCUCUCUCCUACAUUUAAAAAAAAAAAACAUCACAAGG
Molecule: messenger RNA, 1358 nt
Organism: Labrus bergylta (ballan wrasse)
Lineage: Eukaryota; Metazoa; Chordata; Actinopteri; Labriformes; Labridae
Source: RefSeq, a predicted model, not a curated record